AGCAUCUUGCGCGCGAGCCACAUAACGCUACGCCUAAACUUUAAAAAAGACGAGAGAAUAAAUACCUCAAAACCCAAACUGAUGAGCAGCGCAUUGGCCCUUUUGCUUCCGCCGGUAGUCUCUCCUCCUCCCAAAUUUCUCUCUCUCCGACUCAAUCGCCUCUCUCUCUUUCACUCCUCCCCUUCUCUCUCUCCAACCUACAGAUAUUUGGAGAGCAACAUCUAGAAGAUUUUUCCCAGCAGCUAAGGCACAGUCGAUAUCGAUUAUGGCUUCUGAAAAUGUUGGUACUCUAAAGCAACAAUUAGCUAAACUAUUUGAUGAAUCGCUCAGAGCAACCAUCCCUGAGGAGUUGGAUGUAGAGCCUUUGAUUGCUGCUUGCAAUCCUAAAUUUGGUGAUUACCAAUGCAACAAUGCCAUGAGCUUAUGGACAAAAGUUAAAGGCAAAGGUUCCGAGUUCAAGGGUCCCCAAGCUAUUGGCCAGGCCCUCUCAAAAAAUCUUCCUGCAUCAGAAAUGAUAGAAUCAUGCGGUAUAGCUGGACCUGGCUUUGUGAAUGUUGUAUUGUCGAGGCAAUGGAUAGCAGAGAGCAUCCAAAAGAUGUUGAUAGAUGGUAUCGGAACAUGGGCGCCAAAGCUUCUGGUUAAGAGGGCAGUGAUUGACUUUUCCUCACCUAACAUAGCAAAAGAGAUGCACGUUGGUCACUUAAGAUCUACUAUAAUUGGGGAUACCCUAGCCCGUAUGCUUGAGUUUUCAAAUGUUGAAGUCCGUAGGAGAAAUCAUGUUGGUGACUGGGGCACACAGUUUGGCAUGUUAAUUGAGCAUCUAUUUGAUAAGUUUCCCAAUGGGGAAGUUGCUAGUGAUCAAGCCAUCGGAGAUCUAGAGGCAUUCUACAAAGCCUCAAAGCAGAGAUUUGAUAGCGAUUCUGGUUUUAAAGAGCGGGCUCAAAAGGCUGUAGUCAGUCUCCAGGGCGGGGUAGAUAAAUAUCGCAAGGCAUGGACACAAAUCUGUGAAAUCAGUCGUAGGGGAUAUGAGAAAGUUUAUCAACGGCUUGGAGUUUACUUAGAGGAGAAGGGAGAAAGCUUUUACAAUCCAUAUAUUCCUAGUGUUCUAGAAUUGUUGAGUCAGAAGGGAUUAAUUGAAGAAAGUGAAGGUGCUCGUGUGAUCUUUAUUGAAGGGAAAAACAUACCUCUUAUUGUUGUAAAGAAGGAUGGUGGUUACAACUACGCUUCUACUGAUCUUGCGGCUUUAUGGUAUCGACUUAAUGAAGAAAAAGCUGAGUGGAUUAUAUAUGUUACUGAUGUAGGCCAGCGGGAGCACUUUGAAAUGGUUUUCACAGCUGCCAAACUUGCAGGUUGGCUUCCAGCUGAAGAUAACAAAUACCCCAAAACUAGCCAUGUUGGCUUUGGGCUUGUUCUUGGAGAAGAUGGAAAGCGAUUCCGAACUCGCAGUACUGAAGUGGUUCGAUUAGUUGAUUUACUUGAUGAAGCCAAGAGUCGGUGUAAAGCAGUCCUUAUUGAACGCGGUAAGAGUGAAGAGUGGACUGCUGAUGAGCUUGAGCAAACGGCUGAAGCAGUUGGAUAUGGGGCAAUUAAGUAUGCAGACUUAAAGAACAACAGAUUGACAAAUUACACGUUUAGUUUUGAUCAAAUGCUUAAUGAUAAGGGAAAUACUGCUGUAUAUUUGCUGUAUGCACAUGCUCGAAUCUGUUCAAUCAUCAGGAAAUCUGGUAAAGACCUAGAGGAGUUAAAGAAGACUGGGACAAUAGAGUUAAACCAUCAAGAUGAGCGGGCUUUAGGACUUCAUUUGCUCCAGUUUGCAGAGGUUGUUGAGGAGGCUUGCACCAAUCUCUUGCCAAAUGUUUUGUGUGAAUAUCUAUAUAAUUUGUCCGAGAACUACACAAAAUUUUAUUCCACCUGUACGGUGGUUGGAUCAAAGGAGGAAACAAGUAGACUUCUAUUGUGCGAGGCAACAGCAGUUGUCAUGAGAAAAUGCUUCCAUUUACUGGGAAUUACACCCGUAUACAAGAUUUGACAUACUCUAUGAUUGAAUGCUUUGACCUGCACAACAAUUGUAUACCACCUUGUUUAAAAGCAUUUGAUGUUGUCAAAAUUUGCUCGUGCAGUUAAGCCAGUGUGCUUAUUGAGUUUGCUCUUACUGGAAAGGAAAAUGUGUGUUGAUUUUAACUUGUAUUCGGUUAUAAGAUAUCGAAAUUAUCUUUGAUGUAAAACAAAUUUACUGA
This is a messenger RNA of Ilex paraguariensis (yerba mate), 2237 nucleotides long. The record is from the annotation of a GenBank genome assembly. NCBI's taxonomy places the organism in Eukaryota, Viridiplantae, Streptophyta, Magnoliopsida, Aquifoliales, Aquifoliaceae.